Molecule: messenger RNA, 5021 nt
Organism: Linum tenue
Lineage: Eukaryota; Viridiplantae; Streptophyta; Magnoliopsida; Malpighiales; Linaceae
Source: the annotation of a GenBank genome assembly
GAUUUUUUUUAAAUAAUUAAUUUUGGUUUUUGUGAGAGAAGAAGAAAGGAAACAGGAAGAAAGGCGUCUUCUGUCUGUCUAAUCUUCCCGUGAUCAAAGCGACUCCUUUUCUUCUCUCUCAGGAAAUCAAAAUCAAAUCCGUCCCUGUUGCUUCAAAUUCAAGGAACCCUCCAUUUCCCUUUGUCACAGAUCCCCUGCUUUCCCCCCCUUUCUGCCAUUAUUGAGCUGUUCUUCGGUUACCCGUCGUUCUCAUGAUGAUAGAUGGAUCCUUCUCCUUCCUCCGCCGCAUCAUUUCAUGACUCGCGCAUUGACAUGUCACCGGCGUUACUAGGCACCGUCGGUGCUGCUACUUCCCUCAAUCAGAACCCUAAUAAUUUCGCCGGUCAGGUUCCUCCUCGUCCGAGCUUGCCUUCACCUUCCUCGUCGCCGUUCUAAUUCUGUGAAUUUAUCAUCCACCAGGCGGAGGAGAGGUCGUUGUCGUUGAGGUACGACGGCGAUGAAUCCUUCCGGUUUCGGCAGUUUGAAUUCUGGGUUCCAUGGUUCGGGCGAGAACAACGUCAAUAACAACAUGGGCUUCCACUCGUCCUCGGUUGGGCAUGCGGCGCCGGGUAAGGGAGUUGCGAAACCUAGAUUGGUGAAGGUUAGAAGGCAAUUGAGUAGUCAGAACCCGAAAUCAUCUUUGGGUCCCGGUGCGAAUCCGUUCCUUGGUAUACCCUGCUCUGGCGAGGCUGCCGAUGGGAAGGCUGGCAAUGAGGGGUUUGUGUUUGGAGCUUGUAGGAGUACUUCGAUUGGGAGGUUAAACCUCGACAAGGGGAUUCUUGAUGAGAUGAAAAGCUUGAGCCUUGGUAGUCAGAAUGAGUUUCUUAAUAGGAGUUCGAAUGUGGACAGUGCUAGUGGUUUUGUGUCUGGGAGUGAUCCGAAUGCAAGUUCUGUUCUCGAAGAGAACUUAAGCAAGUUGGCGAUCAACGGCCAUGAGAAUGCUGCCGAUGGAAAGUUUAGGUCAAGUGGUAAUGAUGGUUCAUUUGGUAGUGGGAAAGGCCCGGAAUCCUUGCUGCCAGAUGAGUUGAUGAAGAAGUUGAAUAUUGGGAAGAGCAGUAGCUCUGGUAAUUUUGCUUUCAGUGUGGAGUCUACAAAGGGGUUUAUCUCUAAGCCUCAUGAAGGGAGUAGAAGAAAUGUGUCAUCUGAAGAGUUAGGGAACGAGCUUUAUGAUCAGAUGAAAAACUUGAACAUGAAAGAAGCUGGUGGUGUUAAUGAGGCUAAUCGUAGUCAUAAAGUGAAGGAUGACUUUGGGAGUGAGAGGAAAGAAAGAUCUGUACUUUUGGCAGAGGAAGAGAGAGAGAACAAAUUGUUAGAUGACAUGAAUUUUAAGUUGAAAAUCGGAAGUGCAAUGGGGGGAUCAGCUGGUCCGAAGGAUCCAACUUUUCCUACUUCUCGAAUCGUUGGACAGGACUUGCAAACUGGAAAUAAGAAUGAUAAGAAAUCAGAUGAUGUUAGAGGUGUGGAUGCCUUGGGGUUUACAUUUACGGAACGGUUGCAGAGUCAUGAUCCAAGUCGCAAUCACGCUCCUUUAAGUCAAUCAAAAGUUGAUAGGAAACAGGCUGAAGGUACAGGACCAUCUACAGCAUUUUCAUUUGGCGGUGUUCCCUUGCCCAAGAGUGUAAAUGAGAAAGAAGGGGCGGUACCGUUUGUGGGAUUCAGAACCCCUAAUCCAAAGGGGGGUAGCUUCUCUGGCGUAAAUAAUAAGGUUGAAUUCAGUGCUAAGCUAAAGGAUUCGAAACUUAAGAAAGGAAAGGGCAAGGUGAAGAAUUCUACAAAAGUGCAUCUGUUCACUGGGUUAGAAUACAACUCGAAGGAAGCCCCUGAGGCUAGUGACUCGUACUCACCUAUGGAUAUUUCUCCAUGUAUGUUAUCGGAAACACGAUGUUCCAGGGAAUCAUCAUUGGCAUCGGAGGAGUCUUUCAGCACCAAUCACCAAUUUGCCUCAAGUGAGCCAGAGUACCGAGAAACUUCUCUAAACGGCUCAAUGGAAGAUCUGGUUGUUGCAGCAGAACAAAUGGACAUAAAUACAGCUUCAACGGAGGAAGCAUCUGAUCAUCGUUGUGGUAAGGGUCUUGAUGCUGAUGGUGCUCCUCCAGAAGAUUCUGUUUCUGGUGCCGAAACUGAAAGCUUUAAGUCUGCAGAUGAAGAAAUAGAUCUAGUUAAUGAUGGUGUGGUUAAUUCAAGAGAAAAGGAAGCUAGUUCAAGCAACUACAGCGAGAGACAAGAUUCUGAAAUGACCACUCAAUUUUAUUCUGGUGCUUGUUCAGAAGAUUCAGGUGCUUCAGGUUUCAGAUUUGCUGCCUCUUCUACUGCACAGUCAUCUGGGAAACCUCACCCUAAAAAGAAGAAUUCCCAUCUUUUAUUAAAUACAAAGAUCCCAUUUGGGUCCUCCUCUUUUAAGUUGAAUUCUUACUGUGGAGCUUCACCGCUUUUGUCUCCGGCCAAUGACUGUAGGAAUGGUGUAUCCAGCCCAUUGCUUUUGUCCCCAGCCGUAGACAAUAAAAGUGGUUUGCCCAGCCCUUUGCUUUUUCCCCCUGCCAUAGACAAUAGAGCUGGUUUACCAAGCCCUUCCCCAGUGUUUGGUGAUAAUUCAGAGAUACAUAGAGGGAAGGAAAUCAAGCAAGUUUCUGAUAUUAGCUCUGCUGCAUCUGUUGCAGCACAAGAAGCUUGUGAAAAGUGGAGGCUGAGAGGGAAUCAAGCAUAUAAAAAUGGGGAUCUGCUGCGAGCAGAAGAUAGUUACACUCAAGGGUUGAGUUGUAUUCCCAGAACUGAAAAAUCCAGGAGCUGCCUUAGAGCUUCGAUGCUCUGCUACAGUAAUCGUGCAGCAACGCGGAUGUCUUUGGGGAGAGUGAGAGAUGCACUUGAAGACUGCAAGACAGCUGAGGGACUUGAUCCUAAUUUUCUGAGAGUUCAACUUAGAGCAGCAAGUUGUUACCUAGCUUUGGGUGAAGUUGAAAAUGCAUCAAAUUUUUUCAAGAAGUGCUUGCAAUUAGGAAGUGAUGUAUGUGUGGACCGGAAGAUCGAAAUAGAAGCAUCUGAUGGACUAGAGAAGGCCCAGAAAGUGAUGGAGUGUAUGCAACGGGCUGCUGAACUCUUAGAAAGGAGAACACUGAAUGAUGCCGGGAGCGCUGUGGAAGUUAUUUCUGCGGCUUUGCUCAUUAGUCCAUUUGGCGACAAGUUAGUUGAAACUAAAGCACAAGCCCUCUUCAUGCUUCACAAGUAUGAAGAGGUAAUUAUGUUGUGUGAGCAGACUCUUGAUUCUGCCAAAAAGAAUUCUCCCUCUGUACCUGCUGACUAUGAUCCGGCUCAUGCUGACCAAGCGGCAUCCCCCAAGAGGGAACCCUCCUUUAGGCUUUGGCGCAGCCGCUUGACUUUUAUGUCAUACUUCUAUCUUGGGAGGCUGGAGGAAGCCAUUAGCUCAUUGGAGAAACAAGGGGAUCCCAAUUCUACUUCUGACUGCAGCUAUCUGGAAUCAUUAAUACCGUUGGCUUCCACAGCACGGGAACUCUUACACCAUAAGGUUGCAGGAAAUGAAGCAUUUCAAGCAGGAAAGCAUUCUGAAGCCAUUGAACACUAUACUGCUGUUCUGUCGCACAAUGUGGAGUCCCCCCCUUUCGCAGCUAUUUGUUUCUGUAACAGAGCUGCUGCGUAUAAGGAGUUGGGGCAACUUACUGAUGCCAUUGCUGACUGCAGCUUUGCGAUAGCACUUGAUGGAAAUUAUCUGAAGGCAAUUUCUAGACGGGCCACUCUCUAUGAGAUGAUUAGAGAUUAUGGGCAGGCAGCUAAAGACCUCGAGAGACUGUUAUCUGCACUCACAAGACAGGCAGAUGAUAAAACCAACCAGCUCGGCCAAGGCGAUGGGUCUGCGCACUUGCUUAAUGAUCUAAGACAAGCUCGUCUUCGUCUCUCUAAUGUGGAAGAAGAAGAUAGAAAGGAGAUUCCAUUGAAUGCCUAUCUCAUCUUGGGUGUUGAGCCUUCUGCAUCAGCUGCAGAAAUCAAGAAAGCAUACCGGAAAGCUGCUCUGAGACACCAUCCUGACAAGGCCGGUCAAUCCUUGGCGAGGGGUGAAAAUGGCGAUGAUGGACUCUGGAAGGAGAUAGGAGAAGAAGUCCAUAAAGAUGCCGACAGACUUUUCAAAAUGAUCGGAGAGGCUUAUGCUGUUCUCUCAGACCCUGCCAAGCGGUCACAGUAUGAUCUGGAGGAAGAGAUGAGGACUGCACAGAAAAAACGUGGCGGAAGCAACAGCUUCGGUAGAGCAUAUCAAGAGACCCACCACAACUCUCAAUUCGAUAGAGGUGGUGGUUCCAGGAGAAACUGGAGAGAGGUUUGGCGAGCAUAUGGUCGAUAAGCUAUUGCCUACGCCCCUCAAAGUGGCACUCUCGUUCGGAUCAUACAUCAGUUUGAUUCCCACAAAGAAGACUCCGCGGAUUGGAGUCUUAUGAAAUGAGCCUCCGCCUAGCAGCAGGAAGCCAGGAAGGACGAAGAAGGCUCGUCGUGAGCUCAGAACCUGACCAGAAUAUCCGGGUUUGUAUCUAGUGCCGGAAUAGAUUAUGCUAGUUCUACACUUGUUGAUAGUUGGGGGAGAGAUGUGAAUUGAGUUUUGACCUGUUUGGGGUUUCCUUUUUGGUUCGUUUAUGGUGUUGUUUACCCCCUCUUAAGUUGAAUGGGCUUUUACUUUUUACCAGUUGGGAACUAAUACUACAUGAAGAAAUGGAAGGCAAGAGCAUAGUGUAACAAGAACUAAUGCACACAGAAAAAGGGCAAAAAAAUUCUGUAUAGCUUCAGCAGAUGAGCAGAUAGAAAGAGACUGAAUGUCAUUUGCAUAGCCUCACAUUGUACAUUUUUUAUUAUAUUCAUGAUUUCCUUUUCUUCUGUCUGGAUCAUUAUUUUUGCUGAACUUGUAGUCAUCAAAUUUUGUUUUCUUAUCUGGGUUUCUGCCAGAUGUAUAAUUACAUAAUCCAAUUAUGUUGAACAUUCAGGAG